Molecule: messenger RNA, 6132 nt
Organism: Panicum hallii
Lineage: Eukaryota; Viridiplantae; Streptophyta; Magnoliopsida; Poales; Poaceae
Product: putative 1-phosphatidylinositol-3-phosphate 5-kinase FAB1C
Exons: 11
Coding region: 827-5722 (1631 amino acids)
Biological process (GO): phosphatidylinositol phosphate biosynthetic process
Cellular component (GO): endosome membrane
Molecular function (GO): 1-phosphatidylinositol-3-phosphate 5-kinase activity; ATP binding
Source: RefSeq, a predicted model, not a curated record
UAAAACGAGGCCACGAGAAAAAAGAACACAAGCGAAGCAAGAAGUAAAAGCCACCGCCGUCCACCGCUACUUGUACGAGGUGACAGCGACACGAGAGACGCACACCACAUCAUCAAUCCAACCCCGUCCCUCCUCUCUCCCAGCCUUCCCAGCCAGCGAAACGGAGAGGUUAACGAGCGGAGCGAGGAUUUUCCACCGGCGGGACGCCUCUACUCGCCGUUAAAAUCCCACUCUCCCACGUUAAAAAUAAAAAAUAAAAAUCCCACCUUUCCCGGCAGCGGCGUCAUCACCGUCCCGAUAGCCGGUAUCCCUCUCAAAUCUCCCUCCCGAAUCUCUCCAUUCCGUAAGAACCACCACCGCAGCGCCGCCGCCGCCAUCCCAUAGCAUCGCUUCUGCCCCCCGAAGCUCCGACCUCCCAGCAUGCGCUUUGCGUUCUCCUCUUCCCCUUCCAUUGGCGACGCGGCGCUCAACUGGCAUCUCCCGACCUCGCCGCCCGCCCGCUGUCCCCACGCUUGCUGAAGCCGAAGCCCCUCUCCCGGCGGCGCCCCUCGGUCCCGCUCGCCCGCAUUGCUCGCUCGCUCGCCGCCGGAGGCGGGGGUCCCGUCUCGCGGGGCGACGGCGGCUCUGGCCUGGUCGCACCGGUGCCGGUUGGUUGGUUGCGCGUGGGUGGGGCGCUGACUUUGGGCGGACGCAACGCAAUCAAACGGAAGGAAGGAAGCUUCUCGGCCGCGGCCGCGUCGCUUCGGCUCGGGGCGUCUCCUGCUACUUCUCGGGGCUUCUCCUCCCCCCCUCGGUUGGGUGCUGGUCUUAGCGUCAAGUGGCGGGGAUGGGGGUGCUGGAGUUCGCGGUGGAGAAGGCCAGAUCCCUCGCCGCCGCCGCCGACUACGAGCGGCGCCGCGUGCAGAAGGGGGACCUCGCGCGGAUCGAGACGCGGCGGCGCCAGGAGGCGGGCCAUGGUGUGGGCACGCCGAGGGCCCAGGGCGCCGCCUCGCCCGUCGGCCCGCCAACGCCGCCGCGCCGCCCGCCCGAAGCGAGAUCUGGGGGCGAAGGCGACGCCGGCCCGCGCUGUCAUCCUCCCUGCCGUGAUAUCAGGCGAGUGGAGGAGGAGGCUGCUGGCGAACCCAGGGCUCAGUUUUUAGCCCCAGGGACUGACUUCUUACAUGACUUUUCAGAUACAGAUUCUAGUGUUAGUGUUAGUAACUCAAUGUACAGAUCGAUGACCCCAAGCCCUGCAGAGAGCCCUACUUGCAUGGUGAGGCUGGAUGACACUUCUGAUCAUGAGGUGACAACAAUGACUGAUUCAGAUGAUGCGCGGGAGCAAGUCACUAUCAGCAUCGCUGAUGAAGGAGAGGUCAACACAUCACCCCCUAUUGUUGAUUUUGGUGAUGAUAUCUGGUGCCCACCACCUCCUGAAGAUGAGAGAGAUGAUGUCGAAUCAAGGAUAUUUGGAAUCGAUGAUGAGGAUGAUGAUAUUUUAUCAGAACCUAGUUGCUUCACUGCUAAUAAAAUAGCUGGUGCCAAUGGUGUCUUUGGUGGAGCCCAUAAAGAUGGUGUUCAGAAUGACUUGCUGAAGCACUUUCGAGCUCUAGUAGCACAGUUACUGAAGGGGGAAGGCAUUACUUUGGCCAGUAACAACGAUUCCAAAAGUUGGCUUGAGAUAGUGUCCUCAUUGGCAUGGCAGGCUGCUAACUAUGUGAAACCUGAUACCAAGAAAGGUGGCAGCAUGGAUCCUGGUGACUAUGUGAAGAUUAAAUGCAUAGCAUCUGGGAACCCACCUGAUAGCAAUUUUGUUAGAGGCAUUGUUUGCUCCAAGAAUGUAAGGCACAAACGGAUGGUCGCAGAGCACAGGAAUGCCAAAUUGCUCAUUUUAGGAGGGGCCCUUGAGUACCAGAAAGUAUCGAAUAAAUUGGCAUCCAUAGGGACUAUACUUGAACAGGAAAAGGAACAUUUAAGAACUAUUGUUGGAAAGAUUGAGUCUAGGCAGCCUAAUGUGCUUCUAGUUGAGAAAAGUGCCUCAUCUUUCGCUCAGGAGCUCUUAGCAAAAGAUAUCUCAUUAGUUCUGAAUGUGAAGAGGCCACUUUUGGAUAGGAUAGCGAGAUGCACAGGUGGUCAGGUUGCCUCAUCAAUUGACAACAUUGUCUCAGCAAGGCUUGGACAGUGUGACUUGUUCAAGGUGGAGAAAAUUCCAGAAUCCACAUCAGCAGAACACACAGAGAAAGGAUCAAUUAAGACUCUGAUGUUCUUUGAAGGCUGUCUGAAACGCUUGGGUUGCACGGUUCUGCUGAGAGGGAAUUGCCGGGAAGAAUUAAAGAAGAUUAAGCGUGCAAUGCAACUUGCAGUCUUUGCUGCUUAUCACCUCUCCCUGGAGACAUCAUUCCUUGCCGAUGAGGGUGCAACAGUUCCAAGAACUCCUUCGAUGUCUUUGAUAGAUGCACCAGAUCUGCAAACCCAUAGAGAUUACAUCUCUGCUGGGCCUGCUGAUCAUAAUAUUCCUGAUAACCUUAGAGACACUGAAGAGAAAUGCCCACACAAUGUUAGUAUCAGCCAGAUAUUUGAGAAGAUCUCUGCAUCAUCAACUCUGUUAGCACCAUCAACUCUGUUACCAUUUGAUGGGGUAAGCCAGGGAACCGUGCCUGAAUGUAGAGCAUCUGAAUUUCCAGUUGACCAUGUCAACUCUCAAGAUUUGUCAAGCUCAUGCCAUCCAAAUGCUUCGUGCAUUAAACAUUUAAUAUCUCCAUGUUCCCUCAGUGAUGGCUUCAGAUCAUCAUGUGCUGUCACAAAUUUUGAUGACCCAAACAAGUUUUUGCAAUCUUCAAUUGCUUGUGGUGCCUGUUAUGAUAGGGCGUCAAGCACGGAACAAUGCCCUUUGCAAAACUGUAGGAGUCACCCCUCAAUAGGCAACUUACAAUCAGGGGAUACAGAUGCCAAAGACAAGCUUUCUGCUGGUUACUUAUCUGGUACUGACAACAAUCAGAGCAUCUUAGUUUCGCUCUCAAGUACCUGCAUCCCAAAAAGCUUGGCAUGUGAACGUUCUCACCUCCUCCGCAUCAAAUUUUAUGGUAGUUUUGACAAGCCACUAGGGAGGUACCUCCGCGAGGACUUAUUUGAUCAGGCGUAUUGCUGCCCAUCAUGCAAGGAGCCUUCAGAAUCACAUGUUAGGUGCUAUAUGCAUCAGCAUGGCAGCCUAACAAUCAGUGUUAGACGCCUUCUGUCUCAAAAGUUACCAGGUGAACAUGAUGGAAGGAUAUGGAUGUGGCACAGAUGUAUGAGGUGUAAGCCUAAGGAUGGAAUGCCGCCAGCAACACAUAGAGUAAUUAUGUCUGAUGCUGCUUGGGGCCUAUCAUUUGGCAAGUUCCUGGAGCUCAGCUUUUCAAAUCAUAUGACUGCUAACCGAAUUGCGAUUUGCGGCCAUUCUCUCCAAAGGGAUUGCCUUCGUUUCUAUGGGUAUGGAAAUAUGGUGGCCGCCUUUCAGUAUAGUCCCAUGGUUACUCUAUCUGUUAACCUUCCACCCCCAGUGCUAGAUUUCAGUUUCCAUGCUACGCAAGAGUGGGUCAAAAGAGAGGCAGUUGAGGUAUUUGGCAAUAUGGAAUCCUUGCACAGGGAGGUAUAUGAUUUACUUCAUAAUAUUGAGAAGAGUAUCAUCACUGAGGAUGAUUCCUUCGAAACAAGCACGCAAAGGCAGAUAACGGAGAUGAAGGAUUUGCUUAACAUGGAAAGAAAUGAGUAUGAGGCUUUGCUUCUACCAGUUAUAAGGGGGAGUGCUCUGUCAUUUAAAUCGAAGGUUGAUAUUUUGGAGCUCAACCGUAUCAGACGUGGUCUACUCCUAGAUGCUCACACUUGGGACUGCAGGUUGUGUGGCAUAGAUUCAUUAAAGGAAGGUGGUCAUGUUUCCAGAACCGAUUCCUCCAAUCAGGAAAAAACCCAAGGGACCAAUGAAGCGAGACUUGAAUUUCAUCAGACAGUUGCAAGACUUGGAGGUACCUAUCAAGAAUCAUGUCCUCGACGCCCUUCAGGAAGUCCAAGGAACUCUCUCAUGUCUACAGAAGGCCACUCGAAAGAUCACCUGUCUGUCAUGGCUGAGAAAGAUUUGCCAAUUGGGCUGGUGGAUGGUGUUGCACGUGAUGUGGGAGGUCUUGAUUUGGUCUUCAGCAAUAUAUAUGAAGGACAUCAUCUAUCUGAAGAUCCUAUUAAGACAGAUCCAGUAGAGAGGUUACCGUCACUUGCAUCUAUUUUAGCAGACAAAAUAGAUAUGGCAUGGUCUGGAUCUGGUGAAUUACACUACAAUCUUCCACAUGAUUUGACCAAAGCAGAUGAAAAUAGAUCUUUUAGCUUGCUGAGCAAUCCAAGUUGCAAGAAGGCUACUGCCCCAGUCCGAAUCCACUCAUUUGAUGCUGUAUUGAGAUUGCAUCAGCGGGUACAAACUGGAUUAGUGCCUGCUUCAUUGCAUUCAGCAUUGAAACCAGCGGAUUCCUUUAGAGACUUGACGAGCCUUGUGAAGGAUCCGAUGACAAACAUGAGGAGAGCGUUUUCUCAAAUAUCUCCAAGGACUAGAGGGAACUUAAAUGCUGUUCUUACACGUGCUCCUAAAUAUAUAACAUCGGCUUCUGACAUGGUGAAGAAUGGGGCACGAUUGCUUCUGCCGAAUAUAAGCUGCGAAGGUUCUGUUGUCGUCACUGUCUAUGAUGAUGAGCCAACCAGUGUUGUGUCAUAUGCCAUGACAUCGCAAGAGUAUGUUGAGCAUGUCUCACAUAAAAUGAAUGCAAACCCCAGCUUUUCAGAUCUUACUAAGGUCAGCAGUAAUAGACUUAACAGAUCUUCUUCCUUGCAUGAAGAGCUUUCAGAUUUGAAAGGAACCCACUUCAGGUUCUACUUCGAUGAUGAUGCAUCUUCUACAGAUAGUACUAAGUUUUCUGUCACUUGCUAUUUUGCAAGGCAGUUUGAUGCACUCAGAAAGAAAUGUUGUCCAAGUAAUAUUGAUUAUAUACGCUCACUAAGUCGCUGUAAGCGAUGGAGCGCACAAGGUGGAAAAAGCAAUGUUUACUUUGCAAAGACAAUGGAUGAGAGAUUCAUUAUUAAGCAAGUCACCAAGACGGAGCUGGACUCUUUUGUAGAAUUUGCUCCUCACUACUUCAGGCACUUGACAGAAUCAUUGAGUUCCAGAAGCCCGACUUGCCUUGCAAAAAUAAUGGGACUUUAUCAGGUUGGUAUCAAGAGUUUGAAAGGUGGGCGUGAGGUGAAGAUGGAUCUGAUGGUGAUGGAGAACAUUUUCUUCCAGAGAACAAUAUCUAGGGUUUAUGAUCUGAAGGGUUCUGUGCGUUCACGUUACAAUUCUGAUACUUCGGGCCACAAUAAAGUCCUUUUAGAUUCUAAUCUCGUAGAAGCACUACAUACGAAGCCUAUGUUUUUGGGGAGUAAGGCAAAAAGAAGAUUGGAAAGAGCUGUCUGGAAUGAUACAUCAUUUCUUGCGUCUUUGGAUGUCAUGGACUACUCCCUUCUGGUCGGCAUCGAUGAGGAGAAGAAAGAGCUUGUUGUGGGCAUCAUCGACUUCCUGCGGCAGUACACCUGGGACAAGCAGCUGGAGACAUGGGUGAAAGCCUCAGGCAUCCUGGGUGGGCCAAAGAACGAGUCCCCCACUGUGAUUUCUCCAAUCCAGUACAAGAAGAGGUUCAGGAAGGCCAUGUCGAGGUACUUCCUCGCUGUCCCUGACCAGUGGACCUCCUGAGGCAGCUACCUCCUCUUUGGUGUUUUGGCUGCUACUUUGUCAGCCAAAGCAUCACCGGAUCAGCAUCCUUUGGCAACUUUUGAGCGAAAGGAUGGACUGAGCCGAAUAGGCAUUCUUUAGUUGCUUGUUGCUCCAUUUUUUGAACCAACAGGUAACAUGUUUAGCUUAUUAGCUAUAGAGCAGAUAUACGAGAGGAUCAGGCCCCUGACCUGGAUGGACUGUGACACAAGCAUGACCAUUGCAGUGUCCAGACACAUCUGGGGAAGGCUUGAUCAAAUGUAAAUUGCGGUGAGCCACGGCGGGUUAUUUAACGCCGAGUCGCGCUGUAUUCUUUUGAUUAAUAUAUUUGAUACCGAGAAAAUGUACAAGAUAGACUAAUACAAUUUGUAACAGCUCAGUUGCUUUUUGAA